GUGGAAAAAAUAAAAAGAAGAGAUUCAAUCAUUUCACAAUUUGCUGUCAUUGUUUCGAAAUUCUGAAUCUGUAUCAUAAUGGUAGUUUCGUUAAACUUGCCUGUUCGACAGACUGAGGAUAAACGAAGACGUCGAGACGGAAAAUCACAAGCUCGCAGAGGUGGUCCAAAACCAAAGGCAAAGCCGACGCUCGUCAGUGUUCCAUCAAAAUCGCCGACAAAAGUGCCUCCGACACCUCCAGUACUUGCUCCACCAUCAGUACUGUCGAUUCCAUCUUUGCUACAAGCAGCUCACGUCAAAGAUGCUACGGCAAUGUCACCGAAUUUGCCAUAUAGAGAAGGAAAGGCGACUCGUAGAAAGGAGAGAGUGGUAGAAAAGGAGAAGGAACAGCCAAAAACCGCGACAAUUCGUAAGAAGAAACAGUCGGCAACUCAGACUGUAUCCAUUGAACAUAGGACAUCAAGCGAAAACGAUGCACCGAAAAAUUCGAAAACUUCAUCUGAAUCACAUAAAAAUGAUUCUGAUGGAUCGAAGGAACCAUCCGACAAUGCCGACGAUAAGAACAAACCAAAGUUCAAUUCGGAUUUGGCGAAGAACUUCUUCAAGCACAUGAUCGAGUCAAAAAAAGCACGGAAACGAACUGAGGAUGCUCGCGUCGACACAAUGCCAGAAUCAAGUCAGCUCAACAAGUCGGCCAGAGCUCUUCGAAACAGUAGCCAUAAGAAGCCUGAACCAGCACCGGAUUUUGAAAUUUUCAAGCCUAACGGAGAGCCGGUAUGGGUUGUCGAUGAACUUGCGCCGGGUGAAUGUGUGAACAACGAGGACGGAGUUGUGGUUAAAAAUCCAGAAUUAGCUAAAGCUAUGGCAGCAGAUAAUCUGGUACUGGAGGAAAUUGAUCUUAUAGAUAUGGUGGAGAAAUACUUGAAGUGUACCAUGCCUAGAGGCACAUUAAUUCCAGAAAAUUACAAUUUCGACGCACUUGCUCCAAUCGAUAUUUUGGAAUCAAAUUCUGAAUAUGUCAGCCCAGAGACUGUUACUUACAAUACUUUCAAGAACUUGGUGGACUUGAGCGAAGGUGCCAUAAAACGUUUCUCAAUGAAGAGGGAUGGAAUGGAUGAUAGAUCAAAACUCAGUCAAGAUAAGGCGAUUGAAACGACGGCUACUUCCACAAUGACUGUCCUUCCAAAUCUGAAAGCAUCAGAAACGUCUCAAUUGAAAACGUGCGAGUUUGGAGUCACUUUCAAUCUGAAGCAUGUUAUUUGUCUGAGUUAUGAUCGUAAGCAUCCAAUCGCAUCAAUCAGGAAGUUCCGCAAGAAAAUGGACAACACCACCACCACCAGCUCGACUGAAAAGACUACAAACUCGAAAGAUUACUGAUUUUUAUUCGUCUCGCUUUUACAAAAUGAAUCUGUCUCAUACUGAGAAA
Molecule: messenger RNA, 1426 nt
Organism: Caenorhabditis elegans
Lineage: Eukaryota; Metazoa; Nematoda; Chromadorea; Rhabditida; Rhabditidae
Gene: F42G4.2
Exons: 8
Coding region: 79-1377 (432 amino acids)
Source: RefSeq, marked reviewed